Messenger RNA from Gadus macrocephalus (Pacific cod), 815 nucleotides. RefSeq names its product small integral membrane protein 15 (gene smim15). The transcript has 2 exons. NCBI's taxonomy places the organism in Eukaryota, Metazoa, Chordata, Actinopteri, Gadiformes, Gadidae. The record is from RefSeq and is a predicted model, not a curated record. The coding region runs from base 152 to 376 and encodes 74 amino acids.
CAACUCCCAUGUUUUUAAAGGGCGCGUCAUAUCCAAUCACGAGUUGACACUGUGUGACCACAGUUCCUGGUUACGGGCGGAGAGAGAGUGGCUAUAUACGAGCUCCAAUUUAAAGAUCUGUUAUUUCAAUAGGUGCUGAAAACUGUUGACCAUGAUCGACGUGCGAGGCUGGGCAGAGUACGUGGUGGAGUGGGCUGCCAAAGACCCCUACGGUUUCCUCACGACGGUCAUACUGGCUCUCACACCCCUCUUCAUUGCCAGUGCGCUGUUGUCGUGGAAACUGGCCAAGAUGAUUGAAGCCCGGGACAAAGAGCAGAAGAAAAAGCAGAAACGUCAGGAGAAUAUUGCAAAGGCCAAGAGGGCCAAGAAAGACUGAGCCUCUGAGAAGGGCACGGAGGGAUAAGCAAUAGGAGGGAGCUAAAUGGCCUGGUCCACGGCUGUAUUUCCCUCCCAAGUCUUUCUGCCCCCCAGGACUCAGCCCCACUACCAUUGCAGGCCCACAAGGCAGCUUUUGUGGGAGAAGAAGAGGAAAAAUGCCCACAGGGCCCCAGGGCUGACAGACAAUACUGCAGGGACGUGGCGCCUCCUCCUCCCUAUGGGACUCUUGGUAGCAAGAGCACAGUGGUCAUCUGUAUAAUUUGUUUCUGUGCAGAGAUUCACUUUACAUUGCAGCUGUUGCAUCACCUUGCAUUCCCUUUUUACCAUUGAUUUUGUUGAUUUGAUUGCAUAGAAACUCGACUGGAAAUGUCAUUUUCUUCCAAAUUGAAAGUAUUAUUUCCAAGUGAUUUUAAUAAAGUGCUGGUGGGUUAUAGUUA